Messenger RNA from Babesia bigemina, 2121 nucleotides. RefSeq lists its product as hypothetical. Bases 1 to 2121 code for a protein of 706 amino acids. The transcript is spliced from 5 exons. NCBI's taxonomy places the organism in Eukaryota, Apicomplexa, Aconoidasida, Piroplasmida, Babesiidae. The record is from RefSeq and is a predicted model, not a curated record.
AUGAUGCGGCGGGCUUCGGUUGGCGAUGCGCCUUCCGGAGCCUUCCUGGCGACGGCUUCGCUGGACGACAUUGUCGCGCACUCGCUGGAAUACGAGCCGGAGAAGGACGUCUCCGAUCUCAAGGACUCUGAGAACGUUUCGCUGGUGUACCACUUUCUGCGGCACAUAUGGACGUCUAUGACCGACGCGUCGGUCUACGAGCCACGCGAAGGUCUUGCCGGUGACAGCGACGUUAUCCCGUUUCUGCAUUCCGACGAAUGGCGACAGCGCGUUUCCAAGCGCAUCCUGGACCUUUUAUCGCAUUUCCGUGAGGAUCCGUCCGAGGACGGCACUGGCGGCGGCGAGCAGACGCUGCCUGCGCUGCGCAACGUGGCCCAGGGCCACCUGACUACGUGCUUCAAGAUCUUGUCGAGCUAUCUGCUGGUUGGUUGUCAGUCGUCCGUCACGUGCACGCCUCGUCAGUCGCGCCGAGUGGGCAAAAGCGUCCUUCCGAAGUUUAGCAGCGCCGCCAUGUGCUUGGUGGACGUUUACAUGUACAUGGUUCCCAUCGCCAUCGACCUAUCUUCCUUUUUGGACCUCCUUACCGACUUGGUGAAGGGCCUGCCCGUGGAGAGCGCGAAGGUGCUGUCGGAUUUCCUCUACUGCCGCGUGUCGUUUUUGCGCACCAGCUUCGAGCAGCUGGAAGCGUCCGCCACCAACGCGCGGCUGGUGCAAACUGCGGGGGCUAAGAUGAUCGGUUUAGUCCGUGUGCUUGAGGGCGUCCUCGGGGAGAGCGCCGACGGCGACGUGCCGGUGCACAUCUUCAACCUGCGGCUGACCCUCACCAGCUGCCUGCCAAUAUCGCAUCUGGGCGUCUGCAACCGUCAGUCGCUGAGCCAAGAGUUCACCCCCGUUUCCAAGGUCACUGCCGACGAGUGGACCGACAUCGUAACGAUGAGCUUGCGUAAGCGCUCGUACGGCAUAUCCCAGUUUGAGAUAAGCAACUACGAGGCCGUGGCUGCGAUCUCCGCGCCGCCAAGCAGCACGAGCGGGCAGCUGUUCGACCUGAAGUCGCUCGCCGGUCGUGGUGAACCGCGCGUGGAAGUGGCCGACACGUCGCAGCGCAUCCCCAGUUACGCGGUGUACGUGCACUACUGCGACGUGCUCAAUUUCGUGUUCAACCCGUUCAUCAUCGUGGAGGAGACUCAGGAUUACAUGGACGACCUGCAGACGGCGUUCGCCGCCGUGACCGGCUACAUCAUCUCGCUGAUCGAGAAGCCGCAGCCCCCCGACACGUCGCUGUCGUGGAUAAUCCCGCUCACAAGCAGCGUGCCGGCGUUCAUCGCGCGCAGCACGAGCGUGAAGUUCUGGACGAGCUUCCUGUGCGCGAGCAGUUUCGCCCUCCAAUCGUUGAAGAUAUCGCAUAAGCGUACGGCGCCCACUGAAAGCGUGUACUCGCUGCUUCGCGAAAAGUCAGCAGCGUCGCUGGACGCCAUCGAGAAAACUCUGAACCAGUGCAUUUCCAAGAUCGGCGGUCUGGCGGUGACGCUAGAGCGGCUGCUGUGCCGGGAGAAGGAAUGGGUGCUAUGGAAGCAGCGCGGGUGCACCACCGAUGUGCUUGAACCCGUGACCGGGGACGUCUUCACCUUCCCGGAGGACGUGCCGUCCUCCGACGGGGAGUCCGAAGAGGGUGAGAUGGUCGACUUCCUGGACGUUCUCAGCCAGCUGGAAUCCGUGAGCCCCGUCGACGAGAACGGCCUGCCCGAGGUGGGGGCCAACUUCAUUAUCGACGUGAAGGACCUGUGCCUGAACCGCCAGGCCACCGCGUGGUACCUCGAGAAGCGGGCGACGGACAAGCCCGCGUCCAGCGCGCACGAGAAGCUGUACCAGAUGCUGGAUGACUACAUGGAGAAGAUGCGCAUGGACGCUGACCCCGCGCAGGGCAUCGAGGAGGCCGAGCGCAGCAAGCACGACCCGCUGUUCCGGUUCCGCUUCAACCGCCUGUUCGCGAACCGCUACGUGCACAAGUACAUGGACCUGAGCAACGAGGACGUCACCUCUGGCAGCAUCGACUGCCUGGUGGAGUCGCUGCGGUCGUACGACCGGAUGGGCAAGAAGGUUCGCAAGCGGGCAGGCACGUGA